Amoebophrya sp. A120 is the source of this 5106-nucleotide messenger RNA. Lineage: Eukaryota; Dinophyceae; Syndiniales; Amoebophryaceae. The record is from the annotation of a GenBank genome assembly.
GCCAGAAAUGCGCUGCGCCAAGGAGGAGCAAAAAAUCUAAAUUUCUACAGUUAUCCUCUGAUCUAAACUCGUCGAAAAAGAUGCGGACGCUUACCUAUCCGUCCUUGCUAGCCGCCUCCGAAGCCAUCCGUGUCCUUCCCAAGCAGCCGCAAGAAGCACCGACAAAAGCCUUUCUCGCCUCCUCUAACAGCAAGGAAAGCCACAUCCCGAAGAACGCGACGGACACCACGGGAUUCCACUACACGGACUGCAUCAACGAUGAACUGCUUGUCAACGGGGACAAGACGGGGAAUCCGCUCGCGUACUCCGAAGCCAGUCACCCGAUCUCAGUUAUCCGCUACGACAAGGAGGUUCCAAAACCCAAGCAGGAGGCGAUGACGCACGACGUGUGCUUUAAGUUCUGCAAAUAUCCACAGGAAAUUUCCCGUACACGUGCAAGAAAUGCUGUCUCUGCAUGACAAAAGUUGGCUUUUGUCCUAGUUUAGCAUGACAGGUUUUACACUCAAGUAGUUGCUGAAGUUUGUGAUGCAUCUUGGACAUGUACGGUGGAAAUUUGUAUUGCAUAGGAAAGAUCAGGAAUACAUGCAGUAUUUCGGCUUGGUCCGCGGAAACGAGUGCUACUGCUCGCCCUACUUCGUGCAAGCCGCGGGGAGCAGUCAGGACUGCAACAUGGCGUGCGAGGUAGUGGAGUUUGAUGUUUUGGGACUCGUCAGCACCUUGUAACGACGUUUAUUGCAAGAUCGGGUCGUGGUGACAAAUUUAGAUUUUCUGAAUUGUUCAGUAGAGUUGUCGUUUUAAAGAUCCGUAAACCCAAUGGAGACUUUAUCUAUGUUUGGUAAGGCAGUUGCAUGGUAGAUGCGGACGAUCUAAAAUACAUUUUCCAAUUUCAAAACUCCAGGGCAACGCCGGUGAGAUGUGCGGUGGCCAGACCAAGGCGUCGGUGUUCGAAAUGCACGGCUGCACGCCCCCGCCAGUCAUGAGUGCGGACAUCGUCCAGAGCUUUUUCGCCACGGCCGAAGAUUUAAAGUCCGAUUUAGACACGGCCCUCGACACCGCAAAGGACCUGAUAUGCACUGCAAAAGUAUCGUACUACGUAUAAACUGCAUGACAAAUCUCCUCAACAUGAGAAACGAAAUUUGUGAUGCGGAUUUAACUUGCCAAGAAAAUUUGCAAUGCAUAAAUGCGAUAGUAAUACUUUUUCAAGGCAUAGCUGAUCACCGCGGGCAAGAAGCUUGCGGACGCGCAGGGAAAGGUCGGCAACAUAUGACAAUGCACAACGCCCCCUCCCCCUCAUUUGUAAUGCGAAAUACCCAACUUACGCCGUGCGUCUAGGCACUGUUUGCAUGAGAAGCUCUGGCACUGUUUGCGUGACCGCUUGUAUAAUUGCUGUUCAUGCAAUACAAAUGAGGAAGUAGAGUUCAUCUUGCGCACUGUCAUACAAAAAGAUUGCGGUCCAGCACCACCAGGAAACCAUGGCCUCGCAGAACUUUAUAUGCGUUGCAAAUAUGUCUGGGUCUGGAAGGAUGGAACUUGUGAUGCUGUGUUUGGAUUCUAAAAAAGAUUUGCAUUGCAUGACAAGGACAAGCAAGGGGAGUCCAGUUUGUGCUACGCGGGGAGGGCAUUUGUCAUGCGGAAUAGGCAUCAGGAAGCCUGCCAAAAAUCUGCGAUGCUAGCUCAUGCAUUACUACAAGCAUCGUGGGUCAUGCAAAACAUGCAUGACAAACCUUGCACUUUUCCAGAGCCAGAUAUUUUUGCAUUUCAUACUUUAUCGCGGGGAAGAUUAAGAACAUGCCGUUCGACAGUCUGAAGGACUACGAUUUGCUGAAGGUGAAGACGUACGCAAUGCAAAUAUGUCUAGGUCUGGAAAUAUCAGUCAUGCUUGUCAGGCAUGACUGAAAAGUCUGUCAUGCUUGGUACACUACAGUGCCACUUGUUUGUCAUGCAAAAAACCAUUUGUGAUGCGAUUCACGCUAGACAUAGGCGCUCAGAAACUUGUCAUGCGCAGCCCCCUGAUACAGAUUGCGUAUCAUCCGGGCAUUAGCAUUACAACUUUCCAGACCAAGACAUAUUUUUUUGCGCUGCAUAAAACCGGAAAGUACCAACAGUCCGCGGCGAAGGCGGGCGCCCAAGAGCUCGUGGAGAUGACUCGGGGGUUGAACGCCACGGCGCAGAAGGUGCUCUUCGACACGUGGAGCAUCGAAAAGGUCGCGGAAUCUGUGUUCCCGAAAGAAAAGAGCUUGGCGAAGGGACUGGGGGCUUUGACGUACAGAUUUAGAUCUUUUUUGAUAGUUCCUCCCCUCUGUACAGCUACAUCGUACUACCUCCUGAUUAAGAUUUGCUAACCUGUUAUAAACCAAUGUUCAUGAACAAAUGUGAAUUUAGAAGAUCUCGCACCAUGCAUUACUUAACAUACUUCCAGCCACUACACUUCCGCCGCUGUGGUCGAGGGCACGGAGGAUCCCGCUGACGCCUCCUGCGACGGCACGGUCAUCAUGCCAAUCUCCGCUGUGGUCGACGGCGCGGAGGGGUGUGCCGCACUCUGCCGAAAGACGCUGGCGCCGAACACGUGUGUGGGCUUCCAGACCUACAACGGGUACCUGGACGCGAAGGCGGGCGAGGUACAGCACAGCAUCCGUUGUAUCUUCAUUCGUGAUCGUGUUUUGCAAUACAAAUACCACCUAUUAUCGUGUUUUGCAAUACAAACCAAUCAGGUUAUGUGCUUGCUGUUCAGCGAAAUCAAGUCCGCAGUCAAGUACACCGGCACCGACUGUGGCACCGCCGCCUCCGCCAGGUGUGUAUCAUGAGCGAGACGUGUCGUGGUUUGAAAUUUGUCAUGCGGCUUCGGAGAGAGACCAAAGAUUUGUCAUGCUAGAAUCGACAUCACACUGUUUUCUGCCGUAUCGAAGUUGGUUUGUUUCCGAUUGAGUAUACUUUCUUGUCCCAGACCACCUCGACUGGUCGAUCUGUCGCUGCUGGAUUAGUUUAAGUUUUUCGACGUAAGCCGCAUGACAGAUUUUUGAAAAAGUACAUGUUUUUCCAUUCCAUACUUGAUGAUCCCGAUUUCGUCCGAACCGCUGCGCAAGAGCUUGACGGAUUCCAUGGACACCAUCUCUGCUUUAUCCGCAGUAAAUUUCCCGUACACGUACAAAUGCAGUCUCUGCAUGACAACCCUGGGCUUCGAUCCUAGUUUAGCAUGACAAGCGCUACACUCCAAAUUGGUGAAAUUUGUGAUGCAUCUCGUACAUGUACGGGAAAUUUGUAUUGCAUAUGAUUGUAUGGCCAAGAAGGAAGAGCCCACGACCACCACUACUACCACCACCACGACGACUAUGGAGAGAAAAAAGUUUGUCACAGUCACUAACUUGCAGGUUUUGCAUUACAAAUUUUCUCAGCACCUCAAACUUUCCUUGUAUUGCAGAAACACUAGGGAAAUCCCUAAUGAAGUUUGUCUGUGAUGCAUUUUUACGCAAGACAAGCAAUUUUGUAUUGCAAGAAUGCGCAUGAGUGAUCGUGACGAAUUUUUUUUCUUUGAUAACGACCACCACCUCUACCACCAUGCCCGAGAAACUCCGCCUGAAACAGUGCGUCCCGAUAUUCAGUGCAACUUUGCGGCUUCGGUAUCGGUGCACCUACCCGAUGUUGAAUUUGUCAUGCAUGUCCAGGAAAAAAUCUGUUCUGGGACGCUGCAGUCUCGAUCACUGAGGGAGAAGAGCAAGAUGUUGACCUAGAAGUUGCAUUGCAUACCCUACCAAACCCACCGCGGGCGCGUUCACCGACAACCGGUACAACUACUUCGUCCAGGACAAUGUGCUCACCCAGAAGGCCAAGCGCGGCCCCUUCCAGGUCCACGUGGGCACGUGGGAUGAGGAAUCCCAGAGCUUUCCCAACGGCUCCAAGCUGUGGUGCCCGGGCGGCCGGAAGCGGUCCGCAACGAUCAAGAAGGGCCCGGACGUAUCAAAUGCAGAAAUGUCUGGGUCUGGAAUGUUGCCGGGUUUGUCAUGCAUAUUUUGCAUGACUCCUGACGUCUGUGAUGGAUGCCCUAGCUUCACAGAUUUUGUGAGGGCUUUCUGAUGCCUAUGCCGCAUGAGAAAUGCCCUCUCGCCGGGGCAAAAGCUGGACCGCUUCUGCUGUUCAUGCAAUACAGUAGCAUUCAAAUGCAGCAUCACAAGUUCGCAUCCUUCCAGACCCAGACAUUUUUGCAGUUCAUAGGACGGCUGCAAGCAGAGCUUCUUCUCGGAGCCCAGCCCCUGCAAGUACGUGAUGCAUGUGUGCUGCUAAUGCUAAAAAUGGAAGUGCACAUCUUCACCUACAGCAAAAAACGUACGUACGAUCUGUUUUUCUCUCCUUGCGCACCAGCUUUUACAACAUUUUUCAUCUUGUACGAUGUUCAGACACGAUUUAGAUUUUUCCAGAGCCGUAAAAUGCACGUCAGUUUCAUGGAAGAGUUUUAACUUUUCAAGAAAAGAACAAGCUUCAUCAUCUCAUGAAGGGGCAAUGACGCAGUAGCUUUAUUCGAUUCAUCUUUUUAGCAAACCAAGAGCGUGCUUCUCUCUUGUUCCUCACAUUCAGAUAAUAUUUUCAAACAAUGGCAGGUCGUAACGACAAAUUCUUUUACUGAUAUUUUCAAACAUUGGCAACUCAGUUUCAAACUAAUAUUUUCAAACAAUGGCACAUUUCUUGGGUAUUUGGGUAUGGUGGGUUUCACAACUCCUUUUUUUGUAGAUCUUGACUUAUCAUGGCUACAUCGCUAAACCAGGUAGAGAUAUUUUCAAACAAUCGGCAACAUCAUUUUGUUCUGAGGUAACAAGAUUUGCUCGUCGGAUGGAAGCGUCUAUGUCUGCUGGAAGAUGAAGAGGUUCUCUGAUUUUGGAGCGUCGGUUUUUAACAUGCUGGCGGGAAAAGCAAGUAACGAAAAAAAAAUCAAGAAGGAAGUGCAAGACGUAUAUGAUAUCGUGCAUUCAUCGCAAAGGUCAAGGUGCCUAGUACACCAACAGCUCUGAUGUCUCACAACCCGUGCGUUGCGGUGCGAUGAUCAGACCGUGCAGCGAGAAUCACUGUUGCCACUGCUUCUGGCUCAAGAUUGUGAAGAAGAUCAGAAAUAAAGGC